UGAUGUGGCUGGUAUAAACACAGCAUUAAGUAGCUGCUCGCACACACGCUGAACUCAGCGACCUGAUGAUGCUUGUAGUUGUAGGGCUCCUGGUGCUGGUGGGCGUUACCCCGGGGAUCAGCGGGUUCUGUGUGGUGGACGGGGUGGUCCGUGACGACUUCGAAGAGUGGGAGUCAGGAUGUGAUGCCUGCUUUUGUCAGGAAGGGGAGAUAAUCUGUGACAACAUCUGCUACGACGUCGAACACAUGGACAACCCCUGUUAUAAUAAAACCUGGGACCUCUGCGAGGAGUAUGGCUGCUACAACAUAUGGGACGAACCUUAUCCAUUCGCGCUGGUCCAUGAUCUUCCUAUUGUGCCGCUAGGGGACAUCACAGUCCAAGCCCCGGGUCAUCAGUCCUGCACCUGUGAGAUGGGGUAUCCCUACGUUUGGUGUCUGGCGAGUCGACUGUGAAUUCAAUAAAGUUAAACAAUAUAUGACA
Haliotis rubra (blacklip abalone) is the source of this 480-nucleotide messenger RNA. RefSeq lists its product as uncharacterized. The coding region runs from base 66 to 452 and encodes 128 amino acids. The transcript is spliced from 2 exons. NCBI's taxonomy places the organism in Eukaryota, Metazoa, Mollusca, Gastropoda, Lepetellida, Haliotidae. The record is from RefSeq and is a predicted model, not a curated record.